Cynara cardunculus var. scolymus (artichoke) is the source of this 1237-nucleotide messenger RNA. Its product is annotated as dehydrodolichyl diphosphate synthase complex subunit nus1-like. The record is from RefSeq and is a predicted model, not a curated record. NCBI's taxonomy places the organism in Eukaryota, Viridiplantae, Streptophyta, Magnoliopsida, Asterales, Asteraceae. Gene Ontology annotation, cellular component: endoplasmic reticulum membrane; dehydrodolichyl diphosphate synthase complex. The transcript has 8 exons. Bases 309 to 1064 code for a protein of 251 amino acids. Gene Ontology annotation, molecular function: ditrans,polycis-polyprenyl diphosphate synthase [(2E,6E)-farnesyl diphosphate specific] activity.
GUUUUUGCAGUUUUCACACAAAUCUUAUUUUUCUCCCGGGACCUACCAAGUGUAUUUCUGGAAGCAACCAAGGUGACAAUAAUUGUGGCUGGAGUUACCUCCAUUUUCAUCUGCAAGCAGCAGCAGUGUGUGAACCUCAUUGCCUACUGUUAUUUAACCAAUUGAAGCAAAUAUCGUCGUCGUUUGAGAACGUUAUCGCUUCUUGCGUCUCCUUAUAUAUGCUCCACUUGUUCAAUUUCAAUCACGAAGAAUCGGAAUUGGAGUUUUGUGCAGAUAUAGAUUCAGAGACGAAGUAAAGAGACUCGAUCAUGAAUCUGGGAGAUGAAAUGCAGAGGGUUUUCCGCAGGAUCUCAAAGAGUGGCAACAUUGCGCUUCUCUUGCUCUGGCAUGUUCUCCACUUAAUUCUCAGUGUUUUAUACAUUAUUCGGGAGAUCUUUUAUGCAGUUGAAAGCUACCUUAUAACAAAUGGUUAUGUGAAAACGUACACAAAUCUAAAUUUAGACCGAGUCAAGUAUCUUGGACUUGUUGUGGACAGUGAUGAAGCCCGCAAGACCUCACAAGUUAUCGAACUUUUGGAGUGGCUUUCAGCCAUUGGUGUGAAAAAGGUCUGCUUAUAUGACCGGGAAGGGGUUUUGAAGAAGUCCAAGGAAGUCUUCGUGGAGAGAUUCGGUUCUGCAGAGCUCCCCAAUGAGAAUUCAAAAACCAUUCCCCUUCUCAGUAAAAAGCGAAUGGAUUUUGAAUUUGUUUCAAUCACUGAUGGAAAAGAAGCCGUUGCGAAAGCUGCCAACCUACUUUUUAAAAAGUAUUAUGUGGAUGCUGAUUCAGAAAAACCGUUUUUUACCGAAACGUACUUGACUGAGGCACUGAGGACCCUUGGUGCUGUAGAACCUGAUCCUGAUCUUUUAUUAAUUUAUGGACCCGCGAGAUGCCUCCUUGGUUUUCCAGCAUGGCGGAUUCGUUAUACAGAGAUGGUACACAUGGGACCUUUGAAGUACAAGAAAUAUGGUUUGAUUUUGAAAGCCAUUCACAGAUUCACCAAGGUGAAGCAAAACUUCGGCUCAUAAGAUCCGACCACGAGGAAUUGUAUCACUACAUGAGCGUUAAGGGGAGCAAUAGCGCAGUUCCAGAUGGACUUUACCUCCUCCUGUAAAUGUCAAUUUUCUGGGUUUUUGUUUACUCAUGUCAUAAACUGAAUAACAAAUCCAUACUGGUAUCCAGUUGUUGCAAAUUGAGCAUC